AUGGAUUUACUCCCGACGAUCAUAAAUCAUAUUUCCUCACACAAAAAGGUCGUUUUUUCCGGAACUGAUCCGGGCACUGUUGUGACCUCCGUCACAGUGCCAAGUACCCUCGAAUCCAUCUUUGCUAGCGUCAACCGCUUCCAAGCCCUUGCGUCCAUUGAGGACGACCCUAAUGAAGAUGCACCAUAUGCUUUCGAUGUUGAUCCCCUUCCAAAGCCCUACAAAAUUACCGCGGGUCUUGUUAAUAACGUGACCUUUUUGAAGAAGCACCAAAACAAGCAUCAACGGAGACAAGGAAGCGGUGUAGAUGAGGAGGAGCAGCGAAAAAAACUAGCAAAGGAGAAACGGGAGCGGGAGAUUCGAACUAAAAGGGCGUAUGGCAAGAUCACUGCUGAGGAAAGGCGACAUAUUCGUUCCCAUGCUCAGCUUCCUCCCGAUGCGCCGAAACCUGCAUUGAUCCACUGCGUUGGACACUGGCAAGGGAUCAACAGCUGUAUCAAAGGACAUUCUCGACGAGGAAUGAAACAGAUUCGGGCACAACACAGACUCCAUGGAAACGUUGCAAUUGUCAAUGAGUACAAUUCUUCAAAGACCUGCCCCUUCUGUUUUUCCAAAGUUGUUCUCCAUCGUGCCCGCAGGAUUGUCGGGGGGAAGGAACGAGUGGUUCGUCUACAUGGGGCCAUCGAAUGCGUCCAUCCCCGGUGCCCAGCAAGGAGGAUCAAUCACACUACCAGAGGAAGGGAUGCAAACGCGGCGGCCAACAUUGCUCUCUCUGGGGCCUCCAUUAUUCUCUCGUCUGACCACCAACCCCUUCCUCCAUUCAGGAUGAAUAAAUAUGGGUGA
Paraglomus occultum is the source of this 843-nucleotide messenger RNA. Lineage: Eukaryota; Fungi; Glomeromycota; Glomeromycetes; Paraglomerales; Paraglomeraceae. The record is from the annotation of a GenBank genome assembly.